Volvox carteri f. nagariensis is the source of this 306-nucleotide messenger RNA. RefSeq lists its product as uncharacterized. The transcript is spliced from 3 exons. NCBI's taxonomy places the organism in Eukaryota, Viridiplantae, Chlorophyta, Chlorophyceae, Chlamydomonadales, Volvocaceae. The record is from RefSeq and is a predicted model, not a curated record. The coding region runs from base 1 to 306 and encodes 101 amino acids.
AUGCCCGAUGCCCGGAGGAAGCAGGCGGUUACCGAUCGAAUAAGGGGGUAUGCAGCGACCGGGAUAUCCCAAUGCGAUCCAUUCAGAUUACAGACUGUGGACCAGACGCUCAGUCCAUUUCCUGGCACGCGAAGUACCAUUCGCCAGGCUGCUGCUCUCAACAUGACUUCAAAUACACAUGCACCAGGUGUUAACGCGAAUACGCCCAAAUCACGUCUACAUCUACAGUACUUACUCAGCAAGCAAAUACACGAAGCCAGCCAGCCUCUUAACACUAGUUCGGCUAGCAUGCCUGCGUGCCUAUGA